AUGAACUAUGACUUUGUUGAAAGUGAAUAUUUCUAUAACCAAUCUAGUGGUCAGGGGGAGAGUGAGACAGGUAAUCCGAAUAGUGACGCACUCAAUUGGCUACCUCUAUGGGGAGAAACCAUUCAGGGGGAGAAAAAUCCAAGGGAAACCGACCAAAAUCCUAUCACAGGUGUGAGUCCAACAACGCCAAUUCCCCAUGAACAGAACAUGUCGCCUCAGGAAACUGCCGAGCUAUCUGACCAGUCUUUUACUCCUCAGGUAAAAAAUUUUGAUCCCAAUAUUGGUAUCCUACCCGAAACUGCUAACAGUGACAUGGAAAAUAUAAGUGAUACAGAAGAGGGUGAAGAGCCACCUACAGAACAAGAGACUGGGCAUGACAGAUUAUCCCACAGGAGUACGAGGGGCAUUAAUUCUCGACGAUAUUCUCCAGACUGGAAAGGACGGAAAUCAAGGUACUCAGUUGCAAAUUUCACCCAGGGACACCUUACUGAAAUGGCUAGAGCAUUCGAAGCUGCUCUUUAUGAAGAAGAAGAGAUUUUGCAAUCCUUCGAGAUGAGCCAUUCAGAUCACACACUAUUUCUGAAAGAAAGGAAUGGAAAAAUGACAUGCUUGAUUAUUUAUGUUGAUGACAUGAUCAUAACAGGAGAUGAUGUUGAAGAAAUCCAGAAUCUGAAGGAUAAUCUUUUCAAGGAAUUUGAAAUGAAAGACUUAGGAGCUUUGAAGUACUUCCUAGGGAUUGAAGUGUUGAGAUCCAAGCACGGAAUCUUUUUAAGGCAGAAGAAGUAUAUACUUGACAUGCUCACCGAGACAGACAUGCUUGACUGCAAGCCUGUUGAAACUCCAAUGAUACCCAACCAUGGGUUGAAAAUUGUGGAUGGAGCUAAACCUACAGAUCGUGAAAGAUACCAACGGCUAGUAGGAAAACUUAUCUACCUUUCUCAUACUAGGCCAGACAUCACAUAUGCCGUUGGAGUUGUUAGCCAAUUCAUGCAUCAGCCUCAAGAAGAUCACAUGGAUGCUAUAAUGAGAAUUAGGCAUCUUUCCAAAAAAUUAAGAGAAUUUAAUGGCGGCGAGAAAUGGGUUCUGAGUGUGACGGCGCAGACGCCGACGAACAUAGCGGUGAUUAAGUACUGGGGAAAGAGGGACGAGGAGCUGAUUCUUCCGAUCAACGACAGCAUCAGCGUGACGCUCGACCCCGGCCACCUCUGCACCACCACCUCCGUCGCUGUCAGCCCUGCCUUCACUCAUGAUCGUAUCUGGCUCAACGGAAAGGAGGUAUCUUUUUCUGGAGCCAGAUUCCAAAAUUGCUUGAGAGAACUUCGCUCACGUGCUACUGAUUUUGAGGACGAGAAGAGGGGCAUCAAAAUAACAAAAAAGGACUGGGAGAAGCUACGUGUGCACAUUGUUUCUUACAACAAUUUCCCUACUGCUGCUGGUUUAGCAUCAUCAGCUGCUGGUCUGGCAUGCCUAGUUUUUAGCUUGGCAAAGCUAAUGAAUGUGAAAGAAGAUCAAAGCAAACUUUCUGCUAUUGCAAGGUCAGGAAGUGCUUGCAUGGGAAAAGAGGAUAAUGAAAGUGACAGUAUUGCAGAUGAAAAGCACUGGGAUGACCUCGUUAUUAUUAUUGCAGUGGUAAGCUCAAAACAGAAGGAAACUAGUAGUACAUCUGGAAUGCGAAGUAUAAAAGAAAUGGAAGAAGCUAUAGCUAAGCGUGAUUUUCCAUCUUUUGCUCGUCUGGCUUGUGCGGAUAGUAAUCAGAUCACCUCAGGUGGCUUUGAUGCUGGGCCAAAUGCAGUACUAAACACAAAAGAUAGAAAGACUGCAGCCCUUUUGCUUCAAAGGCUGCUCUUUCAUUUUCCUCCUCAAUCCGAUGCAGAUUUGAGCAGCUAUGUCAUUGGUGACAAGACGAAACUAAAAGAUGCUGGUAUUGAGGACUUGAAGGAUAUCGAAGCUUUGGCCCCGCCACCUGAAAUUAAGGAGAAUGCUUCGACACAGAGAUACAGGGGAGAUGUUAGCUACUUUAUCUGCACAAGACCAGGGAGAUGUCCCGUUGUGCUAGCCGAUGAAAGCCAGUCUCUAAUUAACCCUGAAACUGGGCUGCCCAAGUGAACAGCCACAUCUCAGAAGCCGUGUGAACCUUUACAUUCUGUUGCAAGGAAUUUUCUUGUUAAUCCAUUUCCUCUUGCUUUCUACCAAAUCAUUGUGUAAACACCUCUUCAGAAUCCAUUAACAUUUUCUCUGAAGACAAUGAUCUGUGAAGAAUGUACUUGAGGCAACCCCAAACCAUGAAAUUCCCAAUUAUGUAAGACUUGUGCCAAGUUCUAGUUGAUCUCCGAGCUUCCAUCGUUCUUUUUGGGUCGGGAUCACACUCUCUAUAACCCAGUCUAUGAAAAGAAACCAAGUAUAUCCCCAGUUUCUCAGCCAACGCCUGAGAAGUAGAGAUAGUUAAUAAGAAAAGAAGGAUUCUAACUCAAAACCCUUUUUGAUGCAAUACCGAUCUAGCCUCGUUUGUAUUAUAGCCAAAUCCGUGAACCAGAAUGAUCAUAUAGUUGUAGUCAUUUAUGCUAAGUCUGAUUCUAAGGCUUGGUAUUGGUAUGACCACGCUAGAAACUCCAUCACCAACACUUGCUAUACUUCUCCAAAACAUAGCUGAAACAGAGGAUACUAUACUCAGACUCAGUUCUUGUUACCUUUACAAGAGUGCAA
Messenger RNA from Salvia splendens (bonfire salvia), 2703 nucleotides. RefSeq lists its product as uncharacterized. The transcript is spliced from 12 exons. Gene Ontology annotation, molecular function: diphosphomevalonate decarboxylase activity. Gene Ontology annotation, cellular component: cytosol. The coding region runs from base 1 to 2106 and encodes 701 amino acids. Gene Ontology annotation, biological process: isopentenyl diphosphate biosynthetic process, mevalonate pathway. NCBI's taxonomy places the organism in Eukaryota, Viridiplantae, Streptophyta, Magnoliopsida, Lamiales, Lamiaceae. The record is from RefSeq and is a predicted model, not a curated record.